AGGUUACCGGCUGCCUGCGGUCCCGGCAGCCUAUAAAAGCGCCGGGUGAGCCGCUGGCGUCGCAGUAGAGCAGCUGACAGAGCUCCACCUGAACGCAUCCACUGCUCCAGGACGCUGUCUUCCACGGACGCCGACGCAACAUGGCUCUGAGCACGCUGCUAGCCACAAUCCUGUGCACAAUCGUGCUUCCCAUCCUGCUGUUCUUGGUGGCCGUGAAGUUGUGGGAAGUUUACAUGAUCCGAGGCAGAGACCCGAGCUGCCGCAGCCCGCUGCCCCCCGGUUCCAUGGGCUUACCUUUCAUUGGAGAGACGCUGCAGCUCCUCCUCCAGAGGAGAAAGUUUCUGCGGAUGAAGCGACAGAAGUACGGUUACAUCUACCGCACGCACCUCUUCGGGAAUCCCACAGUGCGCGUGACCGGCGCGGAAAACGUUCGGCAGAUUCUGCUCGGGGAACACAGGCUGGUGUCCGUGCAGUGGCCCGCCUCUGUGCGCAUCAUCUUGGGCUCGGACACGCUCUCGAACGUCCACGGAGCCCAACACAAGACCAAGAAAAAGGCCAUCAUGCGGGCUUUCUCCAGGGAGGCUCUGGAGCUCUACAUCCCAGUCAUCCAGGAAGAAGUGAGGGCUGCAGUGAAAGAGUGGCAAGAAAAGGACUCCUGCGUACUGGUCUACCCAGAGAUGAAGCGGCUGAUGUUCCGCAUAGCCAUGAGGAUUCUGCUUGGCUUUGAGCCAGAGCAGAUCAAGACUGACGAGCAGCAGCUGGUGGAAGCUUUUGAGGAAAUGAUCAAGAAUCUGUUUUCUCUGCCCAUCGAUGUUCCUUUCAGUGGACUGUACAGAGGUCUGAAAGCAAGGAAUUUCAUUCACUCCAAAAUAGAGGAGAACAUCAGGAAGAAGGUGGAAGAUUCAACCAAGGAAUGGAAACACAGAGAUGCCUUGCAGCAGCUUAUAGACAGCAGCAAGAAGAACGGAGAACCCUUCAGCAUGCAGGCUAUCAAGGAGUCUGCUACAGAGCUGUUGUUUGGGGGUCAUGAGACCACCGCCAGCACAGCUACCUCUCUGGUCAUGUUCCUGGGCCUAAACCCUGAAGUAGUGGAUAAACUGAGACAGGAACUGAUGGAAAAGGAGGAGCAGGGGAUGGACCUCCAGAGUCUGAACAUUGAGUCCAUGGAACAGUUGAAGUACACAGGCUGUGUCAUUAAAGAGACAUUAAGGAUCAACCCUCCUGUCCCUGGAGGCUUCAGAGUGGCUCUCAAGACUUUCGAACUCAGUGGUUACCAGAUUCCCAAGGGCUGGAAUGUCAUCUACAGUAUCUGUGACACCCAUGAUGUGGCUGAGAUCUUUCCUAACAAAGAAGACUUUCAGCCGGAGCGCUUCCUCAACAAAUCCUCCACAGACUCCUCCAGGUUCCAGUACAUUCCGUUUGGUGGUGGCUCUAGGAUGUGUGUGGGGAAGGAAUUUGCCAAGGUUCUUCUGAAGAUCUUCCUAGUUGAGGUGGUCACAAAGUGCCACUGGACUCUUUUAAAUGGGCCGCCAACCAUGAAAACAGGACCUACUGUGUAUCCUGUGGACAAAUUGCCAACCAAGUUCACCAGCUAUAAACAAAAUUAAAUUGGGUGCUUUAGGAGGUUCUGGUUUUUGGUUGCUCUUAUGAAACUAAUUAUAGGCCAUGUCAUUUACCCAUGAACAGGAAAUGACAGUAUGUUCUUCUUUGGACUCAUGAAUUGUACAUAUUGUAGAUUAGUUAAGAAUGUAUUUUAAAUUUUCUGUGAAUACAAUAGAUUUGUACUGUAUAUAACAUUUCUAUUUUGAGAUAUGAACAAAAUAAAUGAGAGGCACUAUACACUUGGAACACUUCAUAAGCUCAGAG
Messenger RNA from Mugil cephalus (flathead mullet), 1866 nucleotides. RefSeq names its product cytochrome P450 26A1 (gene cyp26a1). Bases 141 to 1607 code for a protein of 488 amino acids. Gene Ontology annotation, biological process: sterol metabolic process. NCBI's taxonomy places the organism in Eukaryota, Metazoa, Chordata, Actinopteri, Mugiliformes, Mugilidae. The record is from RefSeq and is a predicted model, not a curated record. Gene Ontology annotation, molecular function: oxidoreductase activity, acting on paired donors, with incorporation or reduction of molecular oxygen; heme binding; iron ion binding. The transcript has 7 exons.